GUUGUUAGCUCUUUUCAACAGAAAAUUUAAAUGAAACUUUGAACUGCUUGUAUUUUGUGAUAAAAAUUACUUUAGCUAAAACGAUAAGAAUUAAAAUAUGAUUAUUAAAUCUUUUUAUGUUGAAUCAGUUGAAGUCAGAGUAUGAAAUUAAAAUCCGGAGGGAAAGACAUGCAAAGGAAUGUGGUUCAGUGCGAUGUGUUGUUUGACAUGUUGUCAAGUAACUGAUAAGACUCUAUAAACAAAUGAGGGCGGGUGUGUGUCCCAUAAACAAAAGCCAAACACCCAGUAGCCCCGGAAUCGUCUCUCAACGUAGUUCUUUUCAGGAUUUGUAACCAUCUACUGAAAAUCCCUCAAAAAUUAGAUUUUCUGUGAUUUGAAAAUGUCUCGGCUGUUGUUGCUUUGUGUGUUUCUGGCUUCCUUCAGCUACAUCUCCUCUACAGAAGUCUGCACUAAUACUCUAAUUCCAGGAGCUAAAGGAGACCAAGGUGAGACUGGAGAAGAGGGUGAUCAGGGGAAAAUUGGGAAAAAUGGACCAGCGGGACACUCAGGAACCCCAGGGGAACAAGGGAUCAAAGGAGAAAUUGGACAAACAGGAAAAAUUGGAAUUACAGGAGAAAAAGGUGACAAAGGAAACAAAGGUAUGGCAGGCCCUCAUGGAUUGAAAGGAGGACCUGGCACAGCAUGUGACUGUGGGAGGUACAGACGCGUGGUUGGACAACUGGAUCUCAGUGUAGGCAAGCUUAGAAACGCUAUCAGUUUUAUGAAGAAUGUUGUUUUGGGCUUAAGGGAGACAGAGGAAAUGUACUACUUCCUUGUGAGGGAGGCCAAGACCUUCAGAGAAGCUUCAGUAAACUGCAAAGUGAGAGGGGGCAGUUUGGCCAUGCCAAAAACCAGCACCAGCAACCACCUCAUGGCGGACUAUGUCAAUCAGGCAGGCCUGACCAGGGUCUAUGUUGGAGUGAUCCAGGAUCCAAACAGGAACACGAACGAAACAAGCAGCUACAUUUAUGCAGACUCCAGUCCUCUGCUGGGGUUCUCAGCCUGGAGUCAAGAGGAGAAACUGUCUUCCAGGCAAUCCCUGAACAUCAGCUCCAGCUGUGUGGAGCUGCUAAGCACAGGAACAUGGAGUCAUGUGGAGUGUGACUCCACCAUGUAUUUCCUCUGUGAGUUCCUAAAGAUCCGAAGAAGAGGAGCCGGAGGAAGAGGAGUGCCUGCAGCAGCUUCAUUGCCUAAAUAAAAUAACUUCAAGAUAACUUAGGUGGUUUCAUAAAUAAGGUUUGUACUACUGUUAUGUACCAGUUUAAACACUUUUUUUUAAUGGAAAAACUGUUAAAAAAAACUAAAAAAAUCAUAUAUCUGGUCCUUGGAUCUACCACAUUUAACCAAGUGAUGUUUUCUGAUAUUAAAAGUGCCUAAAGUUGAUAAGUUCUUGUGUUUUAGCUGGACAGAAUUGAUGGCAGAGAAGCAGACCCACAUUCUAAAUACAAUUUAUUUACAAUUUAUUCACCUAACUUUAAUUUUAAAAGUCAACGGCAUGAGGAGGCUUUUUUAACUAUGGCAAGUGUUACUUUCUAUUUUCUGUAUUUUUAUAAAUAUACAGUCUUAAUUAUUAUUAUUAUGUGUAAAACAAUGUGUAUUAAAAUGACGAUUGCUUAAAUCUUUUUGAUGUUUUAACAGUUCUGGCCAAACUAAGGGGUUCCAAACUAUUGCUCUAAUUUGGUUUCCGAAAAUAUUUUGAAAUGAAAAAAUCUCUUGACAGUCCUUCUGACCCGACUCUUGAAAGGAAUAAACAUAAUGUCUUCCUUUAAUAAAAUGCUUGCUGCA
Molecule: messenger RNA, 1824 nt
Organism: Oryzias melastigma (Indian medaka)
Lineage: Eukaryota; Metazoa; Chordata; Actinopteri; Beloniformes; Adrianichthyidae
Gene: colec10
Product: collectin sub-family member 10 (C-type lectin)
Exons: 7
Coding region: 380-1237 (285 amino acids)
Cellular component (GO): multivesicular body; rough endoplasmic reticulum
Source: RefSeq, a predicted model, not a curated record